This is a messenger RNA of Lepus europaeus (European hare), 1492 nucleotides long. It is a transcript of the gene STPG1, whose product is annotated as sperm tail PG-rich repeat containing 1. Lineage: Eukaryota; Metazoa; Chordata; Mammalia; Lagomorpha; Leporidae. Gene Ontology annotation, biological process: epigenetic programing of male pronucleus. Gene Ontology annotation, molecular function: chromatin binding; histone binding. Bases 497 to 1492 code for a protein of 331 amino acids. The record is from RefSeq and is a predicted model, not a curated record. Gene Ontology annotation, cellular component: germinal vesicle; female pronucleus; male pronucleus. The transcript is spliced from 9 exons.
GCGAGGCAGAAGCGGCCCGCAGCUGCCCGGAUCCAUUUUCGCUCUCGGGCUCUUCUCAGAGGGGCUUGGAUGUGUUCCUUGAGGUAGGAUUUUUGAAGGAGCAGAAUUCGGAGACUUUUGGUCUAUCGCAAGAUUUGCGACGAUAGCUUAGAUAAGUCCCUAUUGGUCCCCCGGGACUCUACGCAAUCAACUAGCCUAAGCCCGACAAUUCUGGCAGUUUCCCUGAGGAUUUUUUGAAACGUCUCUCACGAUUGGUCAAAACCUUUUCACGCUUAAGAGACAGAGGCCACCAUUGGCUAGAGUGGCUGAGGCGGCAACUCCCGGACCGCAGAAUUCGAGGCCUGUGGUUACCACAGCAACGCGGAGGUUGGGCCGGCCAGAUUCAGCCGCCCGGACUAGACCAGAUUCAGCCGCCCGGACCCGGCCAGGUGCUUAGAAGAACAUGCAGUAGAGGUUUUCAUCCAACACGUGGGACAUAGCGCAGAAUUCUGCUGACAUGAACAACCCUGCGCCGAAAGACAGGCGUCGCAGCCGAUUUACCGACAAAGUACAGAAAGGUUUCACUGCGGCAUAUCCAACGCAAUCCUCCAUUCCUUUUAAGUCGCAAUAUUCAAUAAUUCCAGAAUCAGAAAAGAAAGGAUUUAAUAGUCAAGCCAGGAGAUUUUAUCACAAAAAGGAUGAUGUCCCAGGUCCUGGGUUCUACAACGUCACUCACCGGUCUCCAGUGUCCAACAGUGUCUCACUGUCCAAGAAAGGAACGGGCACUUUCCCCUCCAUGAGUGCCCGCUUGGACCCCAUCAUUUCUAAAUUCCCUGCCGCCAACGCGUACACCCUCCCGUCGGAGUUCACCUCCAGGAAAGACUUCAGUGAUUCCUGUUCCAGCAUGUUCCAGUUGCCCAGCUUCAUGAAAAUUCCCAAAUGUGAAACUCCUGCACCAAACCAUUACAAUGCCUCUCUCUCCUGCUGCAAGCAGAAAAACAAUGUCUCUGCCCGAGCUGGGUUCAUGUCAAAAACCAAGAGAGGUAUUUUCACUGUUCCUGAGACUGGACCUCCGCCAGGGCAUUAUAAUGUCAAUGAAUCCCUUGUGAAGCAGUCGCCAAAGAUAUUGAUGUCUUGUUUUAAGUCGAAAACUGUCCGUGGACUGAAACUGGCGUCGACAGGCCCAGGCCCCGGUUAUUACAACCCCAACGCUCACACCAAGGUUCCAAAGAAGAGUCUUUUCCCGAGAAACCCCAUCCUGAACUUCUCUGCCCCGCCUCUGCCGCUGCCCCCGCAGCCGCCUCUGCCGGGCCCUGGUCAGUACGAGAUUGUGGACUACGCCGGGCCCCCCAAGUAUUUCAUCUCCAGCGCGUCCUUCGUGUCCAACACCAGCCGGUGGACGGUGGCGCCGGCCCAGGCGGGCCUGCCCGGCCCAGCCACCUACAGGCCAGAAGUCCCAGGAAAACAGUCCUUCCUCUACAACGAGGACAACAAGUGGAUCCCGGCCCUGUAG